CUCUAUUCCACCUUAGGUUCUUUAGAAUAGGAGCUGGUGGUUUUGUUUCAAUGUAAGCAUUCUAAGUUUGGUUGCUAAGAUGUGAUUAUUUCUCAACAAUUGGGUCGUAUUCCCAGGAGACACUUCCUCUGUGUCAUCUUAACUGCUUCCUCUUAGUGCUGUUGUCUAUCUGGUGUGGGCGAGAAGAACAGAAACAGGGACUGGAGCAGGGUCAGGCCCAGAGAGGAGUUCCUUUCUAGUUGCUUUUUGGGUUGUCUGAUCUAAUGUCCAGGACUGAGUCUUAAAAUGACGACAAAGAGCACUUCUCCUAUAGAGAUACGGGGAUGCUGUGGAUUCAGAGAUGUUUAUAGUUAUGAUAGGUUCCUCAGAGAUUACUGACAGGAACUGGGAAUGGGAUAUCUCAAGAAAGAACAUUGAAGACAUUAUGGAGGCACUCCAAUUUUCUGAUCAGUUGUCAACAGAUAAUGUCUUACAAGCUCUCAAGUUGCUGAAAGUUAAAAUCCUAAGCAACAAGAUGGCAACUCCACUAUGCCAGAAGGUGACAGAUAUCAUCGUUGACUACCUGAGGACAGUGAAGCCAGAGGGAGAACUAGAGGAGUUGUGUACUGCGGUCCUAAUGGCUCUGGGGUUCCAGUCUCCAGGAAUAGUCAUCUUCAAGCUGUGGGACAGAUGGCACAACAACCUGCCCCCAAAUUGCCUCCUGGUUGCAGUGGGGAGACUCAUCCACUGCCAGGGUGCAGCUUCCUACAUAGGUGUCACAUGGGAAUAUACCCUGCGCCUUCUGAGGAUGGCCCAAACAGAGGAAGACAUGUUGGCAAUAUGUCAUGUGCUCAAAGGAUUGGCCAUCAGUGCCCGGAAGCAUCUGGAUCUGGGCACUUCAGAUGAUGAAAUAAUGGACAUCACACAAGAGGCAGUGUCCUUCAAGGCUUAUCUCACUCUUAGGCUGCUCUUCAAUCGUUGGUCCCUGAAGAGCAACAGCAAGGUGACAGAGCAAGCUCUGGUGAUAAUUGGCCAUCUCUUCUUCCUCAUGCCACCAUCCAAACUCAAGAACCAAGUGAACCGGUUAACCCGAUGGUUAAUGACUUUGAUAUCUGCAAAAGUGACACCUUUCUACAUUUCCCAGUGUAUCUGCCAACUUAUGGAUGCUCUGGCUCUUAGUGGCUGUGGAGGAAUAAACUUGGAAUCCCAGCUGGAAAAUAUUAUAGGCAUACUGUUCAAUCAGCUGAAUGAAACAGUUGAGGUCUCAGAUCCUCACUCUGCACGGAACCACAGCCUUGCCCUGAAGGCUUUCUACAUCCUGACCAAGUUAUACAAUGAUCAGGUGGUAUUCUUGAUACGAAAGAACAUGCAAACCAGUGAUCCAGCCAAGAUAGUAUCAGCCCUUCAAGUUUUCAUGGAUGUGUUCCAGGAAGUGCCCCAGACACAGCAACUAAAGAAUGAAGUGAUGCAUUCAGUCAUAAUCAUGAUUCAGGAGGAUCUCAAACCAGUGCGGAAGGCCCUCCUGAACUUCAUUGAGAUGCUGAGCCAGCAUGGCUACUUGGCCAUGCCUCAGGGGAACGUCAUCAUCAACUAUGUCAUCAAGCUCAGCGAGUCUGACUGCUCAAAUGAAGAGGACAUCCAGCUAAUGUGUUCCAAAAUCCUACAGAUGGUGUCCUUGCCCAAACUGAUUACCUUGGCGUGCCAGCCCAGCAACACCUUGGCCUUCGUGUCGCUGAGUAGGACGGCCACAAACAUGGCUCUGAAGGCCCGGUCCCUGGGCCAGGCCCCCUACCUUAGCAGCUUUCACCUCAGCCCUACCCAGUUCGUCUCCCCACAGAAACUCCUGACCCAUCUUGUGACGUUUUCCCUGAAGCCCUAUAGAGAAGGGGAGUUUGGUGUAAGCUCUCUAAGGCUACUACAUGCCCUGCAUCCUAUCACCUCCUUGCACCCUGUUAUCAACUCAAAUGUGGGCCAGCUGUGGAUGAAGGAGAUCCCCCAGAUGUUGCAGAUACUGGAUGAUCACACUGAGAAGAACCUGAAUCAGGAGGAGUGGGAGGACAGGCUGCUCCAGUUUUCAGGUCAGUCUUUAGUGGCCAUCAAUGAUGACAGCUGGCUGGAGCAACUCAUCAAGGUUGUCUUGGAGAGGAUAAAUUAUUUCAGCGAUGGUGAGGAGAAGACUUUUCUAUAUAAAUUCUUUGGAUUUACACUGCGGACCUCAAGGAAUAUGAAACUGGUGAAGAUGAUGCUCUCAUCCAUCUUACAAAGUGUCCACGAAGACCUGCAGGAGAGGCAGGGCAUUGCUGUGGCACUCAGUAUCGUGUCCAUGAAACAUCUGAAGAUAGUCCUGGACCAGCUGCAAGUGUAUAGUGCUAUCCUCACUGACAAGGGCUCAUCAUUCAUCCUCAAACUAAUGAAGGAACAUCAGCAAAGGGAAUGGGGGCUGGUUUGUAACAUCAUCUACUUAAGCUAUAGCAAGAUUAUUUUAGAGAGCAAGGGAGACAUCUUCACACAUUUAGAUGACAUCCUGGCCAUGGUCCUGCAACACUACCGCAACUGCAUUGUAGAAAAGGAUAAGAACCUGAAGCUGGAGUACCUGGACGCCCUGACCAAGCUAACAAACAUCCUGAGCAGCCACCCAAUGGCCUUUCAAUUCAAGUUCCCUCAGAAACUAGAAAUUGUAACCUUCAUGGUGGAGUUAAUCAGGGAGGAGCCAUUGAAUUCCAUCUCCAGCUCCAUUAGGCUGAGGGCAAUGAACGUCAUCACUGACUUCAGGAAGCUCCGUCCCCUCAUAGAGGUGGAAGAAAGAACAGAGCUGCUCCGAACAUGCUAUAAGAGUGUGCUCUGCCUGCCACCUAUAGAAGUUUUGCAGAAGGAGGCAUCCAGUUCCCAGGAGGCCCACACCACUGUGGAUUUGUUCAGGGAGACUCUGCAAUCCCUUCUAAGGCUAAUGGAGACACUUAUUGUUGAGAUGCCCUCUCGGAUCCAGCACUGCUUAGAGCUUCUGGACACAUGGCUGAAUUCCCAGAAGGACAAUGAGAGGGAACGGGCCAUGUGGUGUGCUGCCCGUAUUCUUGGCUUCACUGCAAAAAUGAACAACUUUGGAGCAUUUGCAGAGUACUUCACCCAGAUGCAGCUCACCACCCUGGUGCUGACAGCCAUGGAGGGCCUGACCGACAGCAGAGCCAAGGUGUCUCUGGCAGCAGCCCAGCUGAUGAGUGCUGUCAUGAAAGAGCGGGGCCGAGACAUGAUAAAGAUUGAGGAAAUUGUGGAGGGGAUUCUGGAACGGCUCAACUCACAGCUGGAGCCCAACACGAAGGAGGAGACCCUGCGGGCCAUGUGCUUGUUGGCUGGCAACAACACCCACCACGUCGUGCCCUUGCUUCUCAACAAGCCCCUGCCUUGGGAUAGAACCAAUCUGGCGCUGUGGAAGGCAUUUGGCACCAAGCGAGAGACCACAAUCAGCGUCCUGCAGCUGCUCAUAGGCAUCCUGGAAAAACUCCACUCCAAAGAGGAAACUAAAGAGAUGGCCUUCCAGCCUGUGGCGGUGACAUGUGCUCUAUGUGAGAUGCUGUCAGGGUCCCUGUGCCAGGAGGCCGUCCAGGAGCUCUACCCCCGGCUCUUGCUGGCUAUACUAUGUCAUCUCUGCUGGGUGAUUGAGCAAAAUGUCCCCCAGAAGAUGGUGGUCUAUAGAAAGGAGGGGGGCCCAGGCAGCAAGAGCAAGCCCUUUGACCCCACUAGUUGUGCCCUGGAGGUAGUGAAGUUGGUAUUCUUGGCUGCUGCAUAUGAUGGAGUGGUGUUCUAUGCAAAUCAGCAUCACUGCUGGGACCUUCUGUCCUGCCCCAAGUUUUACUACAUAGGGAUCAUGGACCUGACAAGUGGCAUUGUGAAGAACUGUGAACCUGCCAUCCUACACCGAAUCCUCAACCUCGUCAGGAACCUCCUUUAUAGCUCCAACUAUCAUCGGAAGAUCCUGGCCAGGACCUUCUAUGCACAGCUCCUCUGGCACCGAUCAGUGGCUGAGACUCUGGGGCAAGACUUUUUGGGCAAUCUUAUCAAGUGGGUCAAAGAGCCCAACCUCAUUAUGAAGGAAGUUGGGCUUCGUGGAAUCAGUAACCUGGCACUGCACCCAGGACAAUCAGAAUCUCUGAAGGGCCAGGUUCCAUUCUUGCGAGACUUGCUGAAGAAUGAAGCGCGAGUGACAGUGCAGGCAGUAAAAAGCCUACGGAACAUCAUCUGUCAUGGGAACGGAGAGGACACCAAGGAGAGGGACCAGGUGAAGAUUUCGGCCACCUCUGCCCUGGGCUACAUGUUGCGUCAAGUUGACAAAUUCAAGCCUGGAUUCUCCACCCGAAGAGAGAUCUACACUUUUCUAGUCCCACUGCUGCUUAGCAUUCAGGAUAACAACACCGAGGUAGUCAAGGCCUGCGGUGGGGCCCUGACUGAGUGGACCAAUGUGAUUGGCUGGUCAUCACUCACACAGACAUUCCGGCAUACCACCCUCAGCGAUCACAUCCAGGUAUUGGAAGAAACGUGCAAGUACCUGGUGAGCACAAGCAAAACACAGCUGGUGGGGGACUUACUGUGCCAGAGCUUUGGUUUCCUGAAGAGCCCUCAGUCCUUCCUAAGGGCAGCCGCCAUCAACUUCAUAGGAUUAACAGCUAAGAAGCUAAGCAUGAGUCAAAUACAUGAGGAUGAUGUGGAGCUGUUACAGAAUGCUAUUGGAAGUCUGAGGAAUGAUCCCGUGGAGUCUAUCCAGUCUUUGGUCAAUACUACUCUGAAAAAAAUUGAUGAAUAUGUUCACCCCGGGUCUGUCUCUACUUCCAGGAUGAGCCAGUUGAGCAAUAACAUUUUCAAAGUCACUGGCAUGAAAACCCCCAAAAGAAAGAAGCGACUAUUUAAGAGUAUCAAACGGGAAAGAGAUGAUGGUGACAAUCAGAAAAAGAAAAUCUGGAAGUGGCUUCCAAGACCUCUAAAUUCAUUGCGAAACCGGUACAAUAGGAGGGUGAAAAAUAUUCCACUCAUAAUAGGCCAUUCAGACAAAUCGUCAAUGCUAUCACAGGUCCCGACAUUUGAAAGUCCACCUGCAGAAGCUGGGCCUACCGCCAAAUAAGUUGCUCCUAAUUGCUCUGGGACUCCAGCCUUUUUCAUUUGCUUGUCUAGAUGUCAGUAUUUUGCUUCCCAGUAGCUCUCCUACCAUAGUGCAACUGGAUGGGCUACUUUGGAUUAAACCCAAGGAGGCAGUUUUGAUGUAGACGACACAGUAUGUUUCUGGUCCU
Ailuropoda melanoleuca (giant panda) is the source of this 5255-nucleotide messenger RNA. RefSeq names its product maestro heat-like repeat-containing protein family member 1. The coding region runs from base 341 to 5089 and encodes 1582 amino acids. The record is from RefSeq and is a predicted model, not a curated record. Lineage: Eukaryota; Metazoa; Chordata; Mammalia; Carnivora; Ursidae. Gene Ontology annotation, cellular component: cytoplasm. The transcript is spliced from 40 exons.